AUGUGGCUGAUAAUUUGGGCAAACGAACGUUCGAGGGAAAUCGACCACGACUUGACAAGUGUGGGCAGUUGGCACACGACCGGUUGGCAAGUCAAGGAAGGCAGCUCGAUGUGCGGGCGUGCUAAAGACCGUGUGGGCAAAGAACUAGCAAGUGACGGGCAAGAUAUUGUGGCCUCGGAAGAAAUACUACUUCCGGACGACAAGCGAUGGCCGUUUCUCUUACGUUUCCCCAUCUCCUCGUUCGGUAUCUGCCUCGGUGUCAGCAGUCAAGCAAUUAUGUGGAAAACCCUAGCUACUGUCAAAUCGGUGAAGUUCCUCCAUGUGGACCCGACUAUAAGUUCGAUCCUCUGGUUCGCAUCCAUAGCUCUUACGGUGGUCGUUGCUAUCGUCUACGCCCUAAAACUCAUCUUCUACUUCGAAGCCGUUCGCCGCGAGUACUACCACCCGAUAAGAGUCAACUUCUUCUUCGCCCCAUGGAUUGCCCUCCUCUUCCUCGCCCUCGGGGCCCCACCAGAAGUUUCUAGAACCUUCCAUGUAUCAAUGUGGUACAUUCUUAUGACCCCGAUUUUCGUCUUGGAGCUCAAGAUCUAUGGCCAGUGGAUGUCGGGUGGGCAGAGGAGGCUCUCCAAGGUGGCGAACCCGUCGAACCAUCUCUCGGUCGUCGGUAAUUUUGUCGGCGCUUUGCUUGGUGCUUCGAUGGGGCUCAAAGAAGGGCCGAUUUUUUUCUUUGCCGUUGGAAUGGCUCACUACACCGUAUUGUUCGUCACUCUUUAUCAGAGACUUCCGACGAAUGAGACAUUGCCUAAGGAGCUCCAUCCGGUUUUCUUCCUCUUUGUGGCCGCGCCGAGCGUCGCAUCCAUGGCGUGGGCCCGCAUUCAGGGGUCGUUUGAUUACGGGUCCCGCGUAGCUUACUUCAUCGCCAUGUUCCUUUAUUUCUCACUGGCCACACGUGUAAAUUUCUUCCGAGGCUUCAACUUCUCGUUGGCGUGGUGGGCCUACACUUUUCCGAUGACUGGAGCUGCCAUUGCGACCAUAAGGUACUCCGACGAGGUAACAAACGAUGUGACCAAGAGUUUGGCCUUGAUCCUCUGUAUCAUAUCUACACUCACUGUGGGAGCAUUGCUUGUGACUACUAUAAUCCACGCAUUUGUGCUAGGAGAUUUGUUUCCCAACGAUAUAUCGAUUGCUAUAACUGAUCAGAGGAAACGUAUAACGACACGAAGAUGGUAUCAUAAGAGAUCUGGCAGCUCAGAUGCCAACACUGCGCCGCAGUUCCUUAAGUACUCGAGUUCGGAUGGCGGGAAAGAUAUUGAGGCUUCUGCUGCAAAAGACGGGCCGAGCAAAGAAUCAAGAAUCGUGAUUUGAUUACAGUGUAAAAUGUCUUAGAGUUUUAGGAGUACUUGUGAACUUGAGGAAAAUGAGGUUUUGGUCAGUGGGAGGAUUAGUUAAUUAUUAUUAUUAUUUUUUUGAAAAUGUGAAUGUUAAUACUAAAGAUUUCAUAGCUAUAUAUAUUGCUAGAAUUGGCCUCGAAUUUUAGCCCAAAAAAAAAUUUCACGCGAAAAAAGGGGACUCUGUAUUUAUUCAUAAAGUAAAUUACAUAUUUUUCGUUUGUAAUUUGUGUGGUUGAUUUGUUUAA
Molecule: messenger RNA, 1636 nt
Organism: Erythranthe guttata (spotted monkey flower)
Lineage: Eukaryota; Viridiplantae; Streptophyta; Magnoliopsida; Lamiales; Phrymaceae
Source: RefSeq, a predicted model, not a curated record